AUGAACGAUGAUGAUUUACUGGUAUUGAUUUACGCGGGUCGCAACGCAGAGAAUCCGAGGUCAAGACCCGAUGCGAGAGGCCCGGGGCGGAGGGAGAGACAGGGGCGCAGAAAAGCCUCAAAGAAAAACAAAAAGCGCUCCAGAGAAAAGAAGGACGAGAAGAAGAAGGAGAAGAAGAAGAGGAAAGGCAGGGGGGAGGAAGAAAAGCGGGGGAAGAAAAGGGGAAGGACGCUCUUCGCGUGGAGUCCCUCCUGGAGAGAGUCUGGAACGACCCGCGGCCGAGUGACGACAGAAGGGAGAAAAAGAAAAGAGACUCGCAAGCGAGAGUGA
Messenger RNA from Besnoitia besnoiti, 330 nucleotides. RefSeq lists its product as uncharacterized. Lineage: Eukaryota; Apicomplexa; Conoidasida; Eucoccidiorida; Sarcocystidae. The record is from RefSeq and is a predicted model, not a curated record. The coding region runs from base 1 to 330 and encodes 109 amino acids. The transcript has a single exon.